Poecilia reticulata (guppy) is the source of this 1066-nucleotide messenger RNA. Lineage: Eukaryota; Metazoa; Chordata; Actinopteri; Cyprinodontiformes; Poeciliidae. The record is from RefSeq and is a predicted model, not a curated record.
UAGAUCGGGUUGACAUUUGCUGGUUUUGUUCCAAAGGUGUUCCUCUUCCACCCAGAAGUGAGAGAAAUCGCUGGAAACAGAAAGUUUUUCAGCAUUGCAUAAUGUCCCCAGUUAUUUCUGAUACAUUAUUUCUUUUUGCAAAGUAGCGGCUGGAUCAAACAUGGACCAGAUGUGCGCUUUUAUUGUGAAAGCAGCACGUAAACGGGUGUACCAUAAUGUCUUGAGCUGUCGCGCACGUGAAUAUCUUGUGCGGGCCGGUGUUACGUUAAUCCGCGUUUCCCGUUGGUUAGUUUUAUGUAGAAUUUCUAAAACCAAAAGAAAGAACGCCAAGAAAUUUCAUCAGAAACGUAAAUCAGCGGUGCAUGAUGUAACAUGAUUUCCAUGUUGGUCAUGUUAGUCGGUGUUGCCUUGUUCGAACCGGUUUCAUCAACCUGUCGACAGAAAGAAUACCCAACAAGCGACGGACAAUGCUGCCCGAUGUGCCAAGAAGGAACCAUGGUUGGCAGGGACUGCACGGCUGAGUCAGGAACACACUGCGUUCCCUGUCAGACGGGAACCUACAUGAACCACUCCAACAGACUGGGGAGGUGUCUCUCCUGCUCCACCUGUGACUCAGGGCUUGGUCUCUUUGUGAAGCAAAACUGUACAUCAACAUUGGAUUCGGUUUGUGAUGUUCUAAGUGGAUUUUUCUGCAAAAGUUUAAUAGAUAGUACAGGAUGUAGCAMAGCAGAGAAACAUUCAGUCUGUAAGCCAGGAGAGAGAAUAAAGCAGCCUGGAACCAGCAGACAUGAUACAGUGUGUGAAGCUUGUCAGCCAGGCUCCUUUUCCCCAGAUGGAGUGAACUGCACUCUGUGGAGAAAAUGCUCUGAAAACCAAACCACAGUCCAAGAUAGAAGCUUAACAGCCGAUGUCUGCAGAAAUGGAUCAUUAAGACACAGAUAUUUUYUGUUGCUGCCAUUUGUUUGCUUCUUAAUACUGUGCUUAGUGCUUUCUAGAGGUUUGUGGUGAUUUGAAUAACUGUUUGAUYUAACUGUUUGAUAAGCAAUAAAACUUCUGCUUUUUAAAA